This is a messenger RNA of Pseudomassariella vexata, 699 nucleotides long. RefSeq names its product thermoresistant gluconokinase. The record is from RefSeq and is a predicted model, not a curated record. Gene Ontology annotation, molecular function: gluconokinase activity. Bases 1 to 699 code for a protein of 232 amino acids. The transcript is spliced from 2 exons. Gene Ontology annotation, cellular component: cytoplasm. Lineage: Eukaryota; Fungi; Ascomycota; Sordariomycetes; Amphisphaeriales; Pseudomassariaceae.
AUGCUGUCGUAUGAUUCCACAGUCUCGAUGAAUGCACAAGCUCCUUCUACCGUCAAUAUGAACACUGCAAAUUUGACUAUGGGAACGGAUCCGAAACCAAUGCCAGCAACCCUGGCUCCAAAUAUGGCCAGUGAUCCCAGUGGCCGAGUCGCGCCGAAACAUCACCACAUAUGGUUGGUUACAGGUCCUGCCGGCUGUGGGAAGAGCACGGUGGCGCAGCACUUGUCGAAAGAACUUCAACUGCCAUAUAUCGAAGGCGAUGAGUUCCACCCGCCGGCCAACAUCAAUAAGAUGGCCACUGGCAUCCCAUUGACGGACGCAGACCGGUGGGACUGGCUCACUCUGUUGCGCGACGAGUCCCUGCGUCAACUGGCCGCUGGUGCUAAUGGCGUCGUGGUUACAUGUUCAGCCCUGAAGCGGAAAUAUCGCGAUGUCAUCCGCGUAGCUCCAUACUACUCGCACGACGUUCUCCUCCACUUCAUCUACCUGCACGCUCCCGAGGCAGUCCUGCUGGAGCGGGUUGGGAUGCGACAAGGGCAUUAUAUGGGGGCCAACAUGGUGCACAGCCAGUUCAGCAUCCUUGAGCCGCCAACGGCUGAAGAGACGGACGUGAUCAGCGUUGAUGUGAGCGCAUCGAUGCCCGAGGUGCAGAGGGAGGCAUUGAACCAGGUUCUACAGAAGAUCGACGAGGCUGCAUGA